Molecule: messenger RNA, 631 nt
Organism: Aedes aegypti (yellow fever mosquito)
Lineage: Eukaryota; Metazoa; Arthropoda; Insecta; Diptera; Culicidae
Product: lectin subunit alpha
Exons: 2
Coding region: 46-534 (162 amino acids)
Source: RefSeq, a predicted model, not a curated record
CUUGGUGCAUUCUGUCACAGACGAUUUUUCACUCCUAACCUUAAAAUGAUGCGCUUCGUUGUUCGGAUUGCCGCUGCUUUAGCGAUUUGGGCGUCUAUCGCCACAGCUCAGGAGCUUUACUGUACCUCGCCAUCGAAGUUCUACGUCUCCAGAGUUGUGCACAAUUGGAUUGGAGCCGCCGAGUAUUGUCAUUUGCUUGGUAUGCGGAUGGCAGUGAUUGAUUCCGAGGCCAAGCAAAACGAAGUUGUCCGGCUGGUGGAGCAUUCGUUGGUGUUCAAUGCCACCCGGACGGAUCUGUGGAUUGGAGCAAGUGAUCUGGCCGAAGAGGGCAAGUUUGUGUGGCUCGAAACAGGUAUGGAGGUGAGCAGGACUUACACCAACUGGGCCCGAAGUCAGCCGGACAAUGCCUGGACUGGUGAGCACUGUAUUCACAUGUGGUACGAACCGUCCAGGAAUUUUACCUGGGAGUGGAACGAUUUGGAUUGCGAGCGGAAGUUGGUGCCGGUUUGUGAGAAUAUACCUAAUGUGCCGUAAUUUAGCGCAUUUUCGAAAAAUUACAAUAAACCUAAAAUGUGACAAAGAAGACACUAUUCUCUGGUAAUAAGAUUGAAAAAUCUGGAUAACAGUAUAA